This is a messenger RNA of Populus euphratica (Euphrates poplar), 1062 nucleotides long. Its product is annotated as chloroplast processing peptidase-like. Bases 173 to 757 code for a protein of 194 amino acids. Gene Ontology annotation, molecular function: serine-type endopeptidase activity. NCBI's taxonomy places the organism in Eukaryota, Viridiplantae, Streptophyta, Magnoliopsida, Malpighiales, Salicaceae. Gene Ontology annotation, biological process: thylakoid membrane organization. The transcript has 6 exons. The record is from RefSeq and is a predicted model, not a curated record. Gene Ontology annotation, cellular component: chloroplast thylakoid membrane.
UUCCUCAACAAGAUUGAGCUAGUCAAUAAAUACACAGCACAUCAUACCUUUCCUCUCUCUUUCUCUGUCUCCGAAACCUUUAAGCCUCCCACCUUUAAUCUUCUUUAUAGUUUGCUGCAUCGGUCCGUCCUUUUUGAUUUUUCCAUCACCUUUAGUUCCGCAACACUUUACAAUGAGUUUCUUGAGGCCAUCUGCAUUGAAUAAUUUCUUUAUAACAUCCGCCACAGUACUAAAAUGGAUGCCAUGCCAGAGCUGGGGGUUUCUUCGAUGGCCUGGUCUUGAUGGGUUGUUAAGGCUUCUUGUUCUGGUGCUUUUGUGGUCUACUUUUUCAGAGCUUCGCUUCAUCCCGUCGUCCUCCAUGUACCCGACUCUUCGUGUUGGUGAUCGUAUCAUCAUUGAAAAGGCCUCAUACUAUCUCAAGGUACCGGCUAUAAAUGAUAUAGUUACAUUCCGAGCUCCGAAACAGCUCGGAAUCACAGGGGAAGAUGUUUUCAUAAAGAGAGUUGUUGCAAAGGCAGGAGACUUUGUUCAGGUUCACCAUGGAUCCCUUUAUGUCAAUGGAAUUGCCCAGACUGAAGACUUCCUAGUCGAGCGACCUGCAUAUACAUCUAAUUUAACUUAUGUGCCUGAAGGUCAUGUUUAUGUGCUGGGUGAUAACCGUAAUAACAGCUACGACUCCCAUGUUUGGGGACCCCUUCCUAUAAAGAACGUCAUUGGAAGAUUUGUUACGCGUUGCUACAGGCCUUCAAACAAGUGACAGCAUGAUGAUUGGAGAUGCAGGAAUCCCCCAUGUCGUGGCAGAUCCUAUGAGCAUAAACUCAUAUCUAGUUUUGUAAUGCCUGGAGCUCCCUGCUGGAUUCCCUUCUCGAAGACAAAUUUAUUAAGUGAAUAUCACAUUAAUUUUGUGUUCUUUAUUCAUUCAUUGCUGUGUUUUCAUGCUUGCAAGUGGUGUACCAGAGGAUGGGUCGUAAUUUCUACUUCGUGUGGAUGCUGUAGAGUAGAACAAGUACUACGACUACAUUCUUUAGAUUUAUUAAACAAUGCAUGAGCUUAUUUCCAGCA